Molecule: messenger RNA, 1782 nt
Organism: Carya illinoinensis
Lineage: Eukaryota; Viridiplantae; Streptophyta; Magnoliopsida; Fagales; Juglandaceae
Product: oxysterol-binding protein-related protein 3A-like
Exons: 10
Coding region: 247-1620 (457 amino acids)
Cellular component (GO): intracellular membrane-bounded organelle; cytosol; membrane
Molecular function (GO): sterol binding
Source: RefSeq, a predicted model, not a curated record
GCGUGGGCCUAAGAUUUCAUCAUUCCACGCCGAGUUUGCGGAAAGUUCUUCAAAUUUGACUUCAAACUUCAAACUUCAAACGAAAGUACCGCCAACGACAGUCGUUGCCGCUUCACCUCGCUGUCCCCGCCUAUAAAGCAAUCCCAAUCCGAACGGCCGGCCUUCUCUCUGAAUUGAACUCUCCGCCCCUCUCUCUCGAUUUCUCUCUUAUAGCAUCUGUAAAGGACUUCCGCAAGGGUUUCAGACAUGGCUUCUACGGAUCCGAAGCAAGGCGGUGGGUUUUUCUCUUCCAUCGCUACCAGUUUGACGAAUUUCGGUACCGCCAUGACCAAAUCAGUCAACGGGAUACUGGGUUAUGAAGGGCUGGAAGUUGUUAAUCCGGAUGGAGGCACCGAAGAUGCUGAAGAAGAAGCAAAAAGAGGUAGAUGGAAACAUGAGGAUCGGGAUGGUCACUGGAAAAUGAUGCAAAACUAUGUAGGCUCUGAUGUCACAUCAUUGGUGACACUUCCCGUACUUAUAUUUGAGCCAAUGUCAAUGUUGCAGAAGAUGGCAGAGCUUAUGGAAUACUCCUAUCUGCUAGAUCUGGCAGAUGAAUGCGAGGAUCCCUACAUGCGAUUGGUGUAUGCAACAUCAUGGUUUAUAUCUGUCUACUAUGCACUCCAGCGAACUUGGAAGCCAUUUAAUCCCAUCCUUGGGGAGACUUAUGAAAUGGUUAAUCAUGGUGGCAUUACAUUUAUAGCAGAACAGGUUUGUCAUCACCCUCCAAUGAGUGCUGGACAUGCUGAGAAUGAACAUUUUAUUUAUGACAUAACUUCGAAGGUGAAAACCAAAUUUUUAGGGAACUCAGUCGAUGUCUAUCCUCUUGGAAGGACACGAGUGACACUCAAAAGAGAUGGUGUAGUUCUGGGUCUGGUGCCUCCUCCAACAAAAGUGAACAAUUUAAUCUUUGGCAGAACUUGGGUUGACUCACCAGGGGAGAUGAUCUUGACAAAUUUUACCACCGGAGACAAAGUCGUGCUGUAUUUUCAACCAUGUGGCUGGUUUGGAGCUGGUCGCUACGAAGUGGAUGGGUAUGUAUAUAAUGCUGCUGAGGAGCCGAAGAUUUUGAUGACUGGAAAGUGGAAUGAGUCAAUGAGUUAUCAACCUUGUGACUUGGAAGGGGAGCCACUUCCUGGCACCGAACUGAAAGAGGUAUGGAGAGUUGCCAAUGCUCCAGAAAAAGACAGAUUCCAGUAUACACAUUUUGCACACAAGCUAAACAGCUUUGACACUGCUCCCAAGAAGCUAUUGGCAUCAGAUUCUCGUCUGCGUCCUGAUAGACAUGCACUUGAGAAGGGAGACCUAUCCCAAGCCAGUUUUGAAAAGAGCAAGCUGGAGGAGAGGCAGAGGAGUGAAAAGAGAAACCGAGAGGCUAAUGGCCAUGAGUUCACUCCAAGAUGGUUUGACUUUACAAAUGAAGUCACUCCUACACCAUGGGGUGACUUGGAAGUGUACAGCUACAAUGGCAAAUACACUGAACACCGGGCUGCCGUAGAUGAUAGUUCAGAUGGCAUCCAAGAGACCAACAUUACACCAGCAGAGUUUAACCCCUGGCAAUACGAAAAUUUCGCCUCAGAAUGAUUGGUGUAUACAUCAUAUGUAUUCUUUUUAUUUUUAUUUUUAUUUCCAUCUUUAUUUUUCUCUAUGGGCUAUUUGUAUCAUAAGUAUUCUUAGGUGUGCUUAGCAACUGCUAAUGUUAUGUUCGUACUCCUUAAAUUUGAUACGCAGUUUUGUUUGUUCAAA